AUGCACAUUUUCUAGUUUAUGUGAACUUUAUGAUUUCUGGUGGUCUGUAUACUGAGAGGUGUGACCUUUCUCUAAUGCCAAACAUUGGGCCCAAGAAGCAACAGCCACUUUCGUCAAGCAAUGUCCAGCAUUCUACUAUAAUUUUGGCGCCGGUUUCCGCUGAACUACUGCACUACUGCACUACUGCUGUCUGUUCCUCUUGCAAGACAAAUACAACUCUGACUUAUGCACUUAUUUCUACACUAACAAUGGUCUUAUUAAGAUUGUGCCACAACAAUUUGGUGUCAGAAUUGGGAUCCAGCUGAGUGGAUCGUCUGAGACUCAGUGGACAGUCACUGGCCAAUUCCUCCAGCCUCCAUUUGUGUAGAGAUGGGAGGGCUGACACGGUGUCUUGGAUCGUCACCACUGGAUCUCAACAAACUGAAUUCAGCUUAACAUCCAGAUAUUCGGUGAGUGUUGUAAAUAAGGUAAAAAGGAAAGAAAAAAAGAAAGAAACGAAAGUAAAAUUUUGAUUGAACAUGACUCCUUUUUGAUCCUUUGGGAGCCCCUAACCUGUCUGACUGAGGUGAUAACAAUCAGUAUAACCAAGAUUAGAUUACAAUGGGUGCAGACACUUGAGGGUUAUAAGAAGAAACCUGAGUGGUUGGGUGAGAAUAAAUAAGACAAUGUGGAGACGUCUGCGUGGAAGUAACCAUAGAGCAAAAGUAGUAAAGGGGAGGAAGGCCAUAGGUCCUGUGGUGGACAUAAUGAAGGCAAAAUAUGAUGAUGGAUCAAUUUCAUUUAAAAAAAAUGGGCUACAGAGUUUGGUUUUUGGGAUAGGAGAUUCCUUGAGUAUGAAAGAAACAGCCUUUUGAACGACGCUCGAUCUGUUGUUUCUCUGCACAACACAAGAUUCAUCCGUCAUGAGAUGCAGUAACUUAACCCAGGUCCCUUGUCAUCAAGUAGUGCUGUCUAUUUGAUCACUGUAGCAGAGAAGAUUGAAGAGGUAUGCAAUUUUGUUGAUAAGGGUAAAAUGAAUGCCACAUGCAUAUUUAGGCCCCAUUAAUACACACCAGUCAUCACGGCCCUGCUAAUUAUACUGUGUUUGAGUGGAAACCAGUGUUACUUGCUAUUUUUGUCGUCUUUCAUGUGUUUCCAUGUGUAAAUGUAGUGUCUGAAAGGCUGAAAUGAGGGCUUAACUAGUGUUAUUAAAAGAUAUGUGAAAAAGGUAACUUAAGAAGAAAGAAAUAUCUGUUCUGAAAGUAGACUUUGAUUUUAAACUUUAUUUCAAUAGGACACUGUUUCUCUGGGGAGUUAAAUCAACUCAUUACAAUAAAAGCAAAACGAUGCUAAUGGUCAACAAGAAUUAAUAUAUGAAAUGUCUCUGCUGAAGACAUCACACGGAAGAAAAAACUAAGCUUCAAUGAUGGAUUCCAUACCACCAUCUGUCGUAUGUUGUAGUAACCUCUCCAUUGUGGUGACCCUUUGCUGUGUGCAAAGAACAUGGGUUGAAGAUAUAUAUCUAUAUAUUGAAAUUUUAUUGAAAUUUAUACUGUGUGCGCACGUCUCCAUGACUCUGUUAUUUUUUAUUUUAACUCACAAAGACAGCUGCUGUUCUUAUGUACUUAUUUCUACACUCACCUGUGAUCUUAUUAAGGUUUUGCCACAACAAAUCCUACCCUGGAACUAUUUUAUCCUCACGCUUCCCAAGUUGAUAGGAAGACGUUCUUCAAAGGCAUUCCAUGAUAACAUUAUGACAUCAUCAUUUGUCCAUAACACAGGACUGCAAUUCAGUCAUGCGACACUAUUCGCUAACGGAACAUAGGAUAUACUUCAUAGGCUAUGAUACAUGUAACAUUACCAAUGCUAACUGCCAUAAAACACCAAAAAAGACCACUUCAUCCAUUUAAAGAAAAUCAGACAAUCUGUCCGAGGAGAAAAUGGACCAUCCAAAGGAGGAGACACUCCCACAGAGUCAGACAGACAAGUUGCUGGAGCAGAGGAGCAAAGCGGUGAAGCAGCUGACGGUCAAUGAAGGCUGGAGAUUUAUUUUGUGUCACACUCAAGCCGAUGAGCUUUGUGAAGACAUUGAGAUCUUCAAACAGAUGUUUGAGAGGCAGAUAGACAGCCUGGACGAUGUCAUCAGGAGUUUAGAGCAUGAUCUAGAGGAGGCAGAGCGUCAGUCUUCUCAUGUGCAGCGGGUACAUUUGCAUCUUCUGGAGCGGCUGAGGGCGUUGCAGAACAAGCAUGUCAUGGUUCUGCAGCAGCAGUGGGAGAGCAACUUGCAGCAUGUGUGCUCUAUGUUCGACUCCGAAAGGAAGCAGCUGACGGCACAUUCUAGGCAGCGGAAAGUACAGCUAGAUGAAGCGAAGGUCAAUAUGGAAGGGGAACACAAUAAAAUCAUGAAAGAAAUCGACAAACUGUACAGUGACAGCCUCAAUUCAUACAGGAACGCUCAUGAGAGCUGGGAGGAUGCUCUGGUCAAGGACGGACAGGUAAUGCUGACGGAGCUGUCUCAUCAAAACUAUAAGCUGCUGAGAAACCUACGCAAAGAACAAAAAGAAGUCAAUGACCUAAUCUUUAAAAAACAGCAACACAUUCAAAUAACCAAGAAAAAGAUGGCGAUGAUAAAAAAUGUAGAGAAACAUAGAGAAAAAUUGAGAACCAUCCAGAGAGACAAUGAAUUAAUGGAACAAGAGCUGAAAAACUCCAUAAAUGAAGUGAGGCAGAAGACUUUCAUACUCCGUGAUAGGCUGACCCUGGGUCACUCAGCAGCAAAGAGACAGCUCAUUGACCUCAUUAUGCAGAGCGAUGCCGCCAUCAGAAAACUUCAGACAGUGAUCAUCAAGGGUGAAAGAGUUUUACGUGUCGGUAAAAUGUGCUGGAAGCUGGAGAGGAAGCUGAGGCACAAGCCAAUACCAUCAGGUGGAGAUUAUCAGAUAUCAGACACAGAGGAGAAAGAAGAAAUAACCAUCUCUGAUGUUCAAGAGUUGCCAAGAGUGACGCUUUGCUUAAACACUGCUCUGAUGCAUCGAGAAGCUCUGAAGAAACAAAUAAAAGACCUGGGGAAAGAGAACAUUCAGCUGAGGUUUGUUCUGGCUCACAGUUAGGAUGACAUCAUGUCAGCAAACCUCCUUCCUCAACUGAACUACACACCCUCCUCACCAUGCGGUGUACCCCAAUCAACACUCUUGUCAAAGCUAUUGACACAAUGGAUGGAAAACAAAUAAACUAUUUGUUCAAUUCACAAAUUCUAUAGUCUUGUUUGUACAUAAAACUGAGUUUUUGGUUCUAAUCUACAAAGAAAACAACUUUACAUGCAGUCUCAAUAUGUUUAU
Molecule: messenger RNA, 3317 nt
Organism: Solea solea (common sole)
Lineage: Eukaryota; Metazoa; Chordata; Actinopteri; Pleuronectiformes; Soleidae
Product: dynein regulatory complex subunit 2-like
Exons: 1
Coding region: 1920-3089 (389 amino acids)
Biological process (GO): axonemal dynein complex assembly; cilium-dependent cell motility; regulation of cilium movement
Cellular component (GO): axonemal dynein complex; axoneme
Source: RefSeq, a predicted model, not a curated record